Penicillium coprophilum is the source of this 1731-nucleotide messenger RNA. RefSeq lists its product as uncharacterized. The coding region runs from base 1 to 1731 and encodes 576 amino acids. The record is from RefSeq and is a predicted model, not a curated record. The transcript has a single exon. NCBI's taxonomy places the organism in Eukaryota, Fungi, Ascomycota, Eurotiomycetes, Eurotiales, Aspergillaceae.
AUGUCGCCAAACCUAGCUGAUGUCAAAUUUCUCCUCAAGGCACCUACUAUAUUCCCAGUCCUUUUUGCCGCCAUUGCUGGUAGCAGCAUCAAAAGUAUUGCAUCAUGGCGUAUCCAAACUACUGGAGGAGCAACCAUCGGACUGGUAGAGCAAUGUCUUGGUAGCCAGACUAUCACAGGGGCCAUUCUUACUCAGAUCAGACUACGUGCGGUGAACAGCAUGGCCAUCUUGACCGUCUUGUUGUGGUGCCUGUCUCCUCUAGGCAGUCAGGCAUCUCUCCGAGUCAUAUCUAUCGUCCCGAGUUACCCAAGUAACCAGGUCGAGUUGACCAGUUUGAAUACCUUCACACAGUACCAGUACGGCUACGGCCAAGGGCUAUCGGAAGCCAAAACAUCAAUUGCUAACCCAUUGAUUGCCGCCUUGUCUGCCGCUUCGCUACUCGCAAACCGCAACCAAGAUCUCUGGGGCAACAUCCGCUUCCCCUUCAUCGAGAAUUUUGAGAAAGACAGUACCGGUUGGAUGGAUAUACCCCAGAACGACAAUUUGACGUACGCGUCCCUUGUCGGCGUGCCGGUGAUUGAUUUGCCCAAUUCCGGCAACACAUCAUUUACGCUCCCGGGCUCCUAUUUAUCCAUAUCCUGUCCCAUCUUUGACACACUGCACCAAAUGAAUUUGACAAAUUUCACUGGGCCAGAUGCCCCAUCUCCUGGAAAUGGCGACGACUGUAGCUGGACGAGCUCACAGGGUGGCUAUCAGUUCCAGCUCGCCAUCUCGGAACCAUGCUCGAAGUCACUCGAUGCGUCGAUGGCAAGGACUCGGAAUGCCCGCAAGCUGAUAUGGGAAUCAUGGGAUCGUGGUUAUGCAGGGGAUCCUAAAGUCGAUCGGUCUCCCAUCACGCGAGCUGUAUGCGACCUCACCACUACUUACGUGGAUGCCAAUAUGACAUGCGAAUCCUUGGAUGGGAGUCAGUCUACAAAAGCUUGUAACCUGUCCUCCGCUCGCCGGUCGGUGAAUGAAUCCCAUUUCCACCAAAACUGGACUAUUUUCGAUCUGAAGUUUCCAGGAGAUUCAGCCCUGCCAAUAGGAUAUAACAAAGGGAUAUUGUACAUGCUCACCAGCAUUUUUCCAGAUGUUGAGCAGCAUGGUGGUCUGGAGCCCGUAAUUGGAUAUUUUAUUCACCCUUUUCACGCCAUUGGGGACUUCUUCGGAGACAAUUUGAUGUCACCUGAAACAACGAGCCCAAAGGUGUUUGGGACGCGUCUCUCGCAGCUUUUUAAUUCCGUCCUUUAUCUUGGAAUCAGCCCGUCGGCAUUCACAGGCUCUGUCAACAUGACACAAAUCGAGAAUGGCCAAAUCAAGCAUAGCCCCGUCAAAUUGACGGCUAAAAAUUCCCACCUGCAAAAUGUGGUGAAGUGUCACCGUUUGUGGCUCGCCAUCCUCCUUCUUUCCUCGGUCGUUAUCUUCUGCUUCGCACUGUUAGGCGCCUAUCUCCACAUUAUAACGAUCGCCCCUGAUCUUCUAGGAUCACUCUCCGUUGCCCUGUUACAAAACAAGAUAGAAGGAAUUGUCGGAUCUUCUACGUGGUCAUCAGAGGAAUGGUCGAAGAAUCAACGAGAUACGAAACUAUGGCUUGGGGACGUUCAGCCCGACGCUGAUGUUGGGUGUCUUGCCUUGACCACCGUGGCACAAGAUGUUGCUCCUGGUUUGAUAAAGGGAAGAUUGUAUCACUGA